Molecule: messenger RNA, 1617 nt
Organism: Ziziphus jujuba (common jujube)
Lineage: Eukaryota; Viridiplantae; Streptophyta; Magnoliopsida; Rosales; Rhamnaceae
Exons: 1
Coding region: 79-1248 (389 amino acids)
Source: RefSeq, a predicted model, not a curated record
ACGGCAUUUGUACCUUUACAAAACCCUUCCUUUUUACUCUUCCAUUCUUAAGAGGAAAAAAAAAAAAAAAAAAAAAAAAUGAAGCCUGAAAGCACCGAACCCGUAUCCGACCGUCUUCUCCAAAUAUCGGCGAAAUGUCUCAGCCUCCGAGACCUCGCCGGUUGCCGGAAAUACGCUCUCGAAGCCCUACAUUUCGACCCAAAAAUCUCUGGCGCCGACCAAAUUCUCGCCGUCGCCGACAUCCUCCGCGCCUCCGACCGUCGUGUCGGAAACAACCACCGUGAUUGGUACUCCAUCCUCAAGCUCCGCCGUUACGAGUCGGUAGACCCGCAACUCGUCUGGUCCCAGUUCCAGAAGCUCAUCGCCCUCGUCCAUCCCAACAAGAACAAGUUCGCUUUCUCUAAAGAGGCUUUCCAUCUCGUAUGCGACGCCUGGGCCGUACUAUCGAGCCCCAUGAAGAAAACCCAGUACGAAAACGAGAUUGGCAACGGGCAAGAACCCCAAGACCAAGAAAGCUCAGGCAUUGGGAAAAACGCCAAAGCGUCCGUUGGGGUUGAGAGUUUCUGGACAGUGUGUCCGUACUGCUAUUACAUUUAUGAGUACGAGAAGGUGUAUGAAGAUUGUUGCCUGAGGUGCCAGAAUUGCAGAAAGCCGUUUCAUGGGGUGGCGAUAACUGCGCCGCUGCCGGAAAUAAUGGUUCCGGGGAAAGAGCAGUACUAUUUCUGUUAUGGGUUAUUUCGUCUGAAGCUGAAUGGAUCAAUGGAGAAGGACAAGGAGGUGAGUGACAAGAAAGGUGGGGAAUUUAGCAAUGGUGUUUUGGAGGGUUCAGAUCAGAAGGUGGUGGAGAUUUCUGAUGAUGAUGAGGAAGGAGAUAAUGAUAAUAUUUCUUUGAAUGCUAGUUUUGGGAAUGGAAAGCAGGGAAAAAAUGGAGAGAGUGGUAAUGGGGAUGUUGAUGGACCAUGCAAGGGAUGGGUGAAGAGUGAGGGAAAAAUUGGAAAUGGGUUUGAGAAGCAGGAGAGUGGAAGAGGAUCGGAAUUGAGAAAUGAUGAGAAGCGGCGAAAGAGAAUGGUAAAAGCUCCGGCUAGAAGGAUGAUGAAUAGGAAAGCGAUUGCCAGUAAUACCAACAAGAUAAUGGGGAAUAGGAGGAUUGGAGGUUGGGAUCCAAAUGAGAAUAAUGGAGGUUGUGGAGUGGUUUUCUAUGAAGGAGAAGAUGAUGUGUUUGUUGAUUUGGAGGAUAUUCCUUGUUAAGGUCAUGGAAUGAACCUUUUUUUUUCUUUUCUGCAAGGUAGAUAAAUGGAAGACUACACCUUUUUGUUUACUGGGUUAUAAACAGUGGAAGCUGUAGGAAGCAGGAGUUAUAGCUAGAGAUGGUGCCUCAUAGUUUCAAAAGGGAAGUAAAUCUAAUCUACACAGUACAGUAACGAGCAAACUGCUUUGAUCUCGUAGUCUCUAAGUAACACGAUAGUUGUGGUGUAGAUUUUUAUUUUUUAUUUAUUUAUUUUUUUUGACUAGAUAGAAAUAAUUACUUUCUUCUAUAUGAACCACUUUAUCUUAUAAGGUUGAGAAGUAGAAAACUGUCCUGGUAAACUUCUGUUCUUGAUUGGAAAAAUGACUUUU